CCAGAAUCAAUUUCUGAAAUUGUUCCUAGAUCAAUUUCUGAAAUUGUUUCCAGUUUUUUCAUUCCAGGAUCAAUUUCUGAAAUUGUUCCUAGUUUUUUCAUUCCAGGAUCGAUUUCUGAAAUUGUUCCCAGUUUUUUCAUUCCAGGAUCAAUUUCUGAAAUUGUUCCUAGUUUUUUCAUUCCAGGAUCAAUUUCUGAAAUUGUUCCUAGUUUUUUCAUUCCAGGAUCAAUUUCUGAAAUUGUUCCUAGUUUUUUCAUUCCAGAAUCAAUUUCUGAAAUUGUUCCCAGUUUUUUCAUUCCAGGAUCAAUUUCUGAAAUUGUUCCUAGUUUUUUCAUUCCAGGAUCAAUUUCUGAAAUUGUUCCUAGUUCGAUUUCUGAAAUUGUUCCUAGUUUUUUCAUUCCAGGUUCGAUUUCUGAAAUGAUUUCUAUUCUCUUUCACUCCAGGUUCGAUUUCUAA
Messenger RNA from Angiostrongylus costaricensis, 456 nucleotides. Lineage: Eukaryota; Metazoa; Nematoda; Chromadorea; Rhabditida; Metastrongylidae. The record is from the annotation of a GenBank genome assembly.